GCGUCCUGUUCCCGCCUCUCCAGUUAAGGCUGCUCGGGUGAGCGGGGCUCGGCGAGCGAGGGACGACGGAAGGGACCGGCAGGUGUGGGCGCUGGGCUGCGCAGCCCGACGGCGGGAGUCGCAGGUGCUCGGUGCAUGGGCCAGUGAGGACGCGCGGAGAUCCCCUCGCCGCGGGAGGCGGAGCAGCGCGGGAGCCAGGCUCUGCCCGGCGACCCUGCGUCUGAGCGAGCGGAACCCAGCGCUUCGCCGGUGGACUGUCCGAAGUCCGCGCUAUGGAAGAGGAGAAAUAUUUGCCUGAGCUGAUGGCAGAGAAAGAUAGCCUGGAUCCAUCUUUUGUGCAUGCAUCGCGCCUUUUGGCGGAAGAAAUUGAAAAAUUUCAAGGUUCUGAUGGAAAAAAGGAAGAUGAAGAAAAGAAAUAUCUUGAUGUCAUCAGCAACAAAAACAUAAAGCUCUCAGAAAGAGUAUUGAUUCCUGUAAAACAAUAUCCAAAGUUCAAUUUUGUGGGGAAAUUGCUUGGACCAAGAGGAAACUCCUUGAAGAGGCUACAGGAAGAAACGGGUGCUAAAAUGUCUAUCCUGGGCAAAGGAUCAAUGAGAGACAAAGCAAAGGAAGAAGAACUAAGGAAGAGUGGGGAAGCCAAAUAUGCCCACUUGAGUGAUGAACUUCAUGUAUUAAUUGAAGUGUUUGCUCCACCUGGGGAAGCUUAUUCACGCAUGAGUCAUGCUUUGGAAGAGAUUAAAAAAUUCCUGGUUCCUGACUAUAAUGAUGAAAUUCGUCAGGAACAACUACGUGAAUUAUCUUUCUUAAAUGGCUCAGAAGACUCUGGUCGUGGCAGAGGUAUUAGAGGCAGAGGGAUCAGAAUAGCCCCCACAACGCCUUCAAGGGGUCGUGGGGGUGCCAUUCCUCCUCCCCCACCACCUGGACGAGGUGUUCUCACCCCUCGAGGGACCACUGUGACCCGUGGAGCUCUUCCAGUGCCCCCUGUAGCAAGAGGUGUCCCUACCCCACGAGCCCGGGGGACACCAACAGUGCCAGGGUACAGGGCACCCCCUCCUCCAACCCACGAGGCUUAUGAAGAAUAUGGGUAUGAUGAUGGCUAUGGGGGUGAAUACGAUGACCAGACCUAUGAGACGUAUGAUAACAGCUAUACCACCCAAACGCAAAGUGUGCCUGAAUACUAUGACUACGGUCAUGGAGUAAGUGAGGAUGCCUAUGACAGCUACGCACCAGAAGAAUGGGCCACGACCCGCUCCAGCCUGAAGGCACCGCCACCAAGGUCAGCCAGAGGGGGAUACAGGGAGCACCCCUAUGGUAGAUAUUGAAGGUCCUCCUCACCCGUGACCUCACCUCAAAGACAAUUCAUAGCCUGUGGUCUCUGCAUAAACAGCAACUCGACAAGUAAUAGUCCUUUUUUUUUUUUCCUAUUCUAGGGAUAACUUUUCAUGAUUACUCCCAUAUAUUUCUUGUAUUUCCCCUAUACUGUUGGCGUGACAUUGACACUGGUAUUAUUUUACAAACGGACUGAAAGAGACAUUGGCAAGCAUUGUCUAAAAACCAUUCAGUAGGAUGAUAUUCUCUUGGUUGUUUUUCAUUGUUGUGUGUAAUCCUUUUUUUUUCUUCUUUUUUUUCUUUUUCUUUUCUUUUUUCUUUUUUUAAAGAAAGAGCAUGAAUCUGUUGACAGAUUUUGAGUCUCAAUCAACUAGCAAAAACUUUGUUUUAGGGUUGCUAAAAAACUGUAAUAUGAUUUUUGAACUAGCUGAUAAUAAAGUUGUAGAUAAGAUGUUUUAACCUGUCUUUUAAUAUCUGUUAGUUAGAUGAAGAUGUUCGAUAUUAAGUUUGUAAAUUUAAUUUUAAAUGCUGUUUUAAUGGGGUUGAAAACAAGCAGCUACUGUAUGUAUGUAGCUAACUGAAUUUGUUCAGUGUUUUAACCUGUAUUUGUUAAAAAAGAGAAAAAAAACACACAUAAAGUUCCAUGUGUAAGCUUCUCUAAAUAGGAAACCACAAUUUGUCAAAUAUGUUUGCCAUAAUUUGUCAAUAAAGCUGAAAACUUUUGUAAAAACUAAAUUUGGAAUUACUUGUUUUCUAGCUUUAAAUGUCUGCUUUAUUUCUUCUUCAAGAGAUGCCUAAAAUGUUUUCUAUUUAAAAAUUACAAAAAUGAACCCAAGCCUGUUUUAAGAUAUUUGUGUAAUACUUAAAAGAUGUAUUAAUAACUUAUGGUUGUUAAAAAAUUUAAAAGUUAACAAACUAAACUGUUACAUGAAUCAUGGUUAGUGAACACUAAUGUAUAACAUGUUAAUGGAAAAAAAUGGAUUUAGAAUAAUAAAUGGAUUUUAAACUAU
This is a messenger RNA of Molossus molossus (Pallas's mastiff bat), 2339 nucleotides long. RefSeq names its product KH RNA binding domain containing, signal transduction associated 2 (gene KHDRBS2). Gene Ontology annotation, molecular function: poly(A) binding; mRNA binding. Gene Ontology annotation, biological process: regulation of alternative mRNA splicing, via spliceosome. The record is from RefSeq and is a predicted model, not a curated record. Gene Ontology annotation, cellular component: nucleus. Bases 273 to 1322 code for a protein of 349 amino acids. NCBI's taxonomy places the organism in Eukaryota, Metazoa, Chordata, Mammalia, Chiroptera, Molossidae. The transcript has 9 exons.